ACCCAUUUUACAACGCCUAUUAGUUGACCCUCUUCUUCAUCUACAAUAUUCGUUCAACACGAUCAGAUUUAUGCUACUCUGAAGCAAAUCAUCACCAUCUCGCAAAAGAAACACAACACUCACAAGGUGGAUGAAGCUAUGAUCGAACAGAGUCAAAAGGAAACAUUCGGUCGCUUUUUUAAGUCCAUUUUGCCGUAUGGCCACACAGCAGAGGACAUCAACUUGGCAAUGUUUGGAAAGAUAAUUGAUAUGGAGCCAACAAUCUCAUCCGAUAAUCAUAAAAUUUUGCUUGACAUUGUUAAAGAAGACGCUAACAAAUCAACCGAUCACUGUGUCGUGGCAAUGAUUGGUCGAUCAGGGUCAGGAAAAACAGCCACCAUUGUUGAUCUGGCGAAACAUCACUUUGUCGUAUAUGUCGUUUGCUCUGACCCACACUCACGCAAGCCACCUGGAUUUCAAGAUCCAAAUUUUGACAAACUAGCAAAAGAAGCAAACGAUUUUCACUGCACGCAAUAUGAAAAAGCUCUGGAGUCAUUUGAUCAAGUACUAUCAAAAGACAACAAUCUGAAAAAUCUUAUUGACGAUCGUAUCAACUUGGAAUUCCUCACUCGAUUAUUGUUCCUACUAAUGCUCUUCAGUAUCAAAAGUGACCUUUCGCCAGAACAAUUCUUCCGUGAACAGACUAAUGAAGGAAUUUCAACCAUUGGAGAAUUAGUUGAAGCACUUCGUGUCUAUGACGUUAUUACAAUACGAGCAAUGUUUCAGCAGGUUUAGGAUAUGGUUAAAGAAAGGAUUGGCGAUCGAGAACUUGCAAUUGCAUUAGAUGAGGC
Molecule: messenger RNA, 830 nt
Organism: Lobosporangium transversale
Lineage: Eukaryota; Fungi; Mortierellomycota; Mortierellomycetes; Mortierellales; Mortierellaceae
Exons: 2
Coding region: 139-774 (211 amino acids)
Source: RefSeq, a predicted model, not a curated record